This is a messenger RNA of Laetiporus sulphureus 93-53, 549 nucleotides long. RefSeq lists its product as uncharacterized. The record is from RefSeq and is a predicted model, not a curated record. The transcript is spliced from 2 exons. Lineage: Eukaryota; Fungi; Basidiomycota; Agaricomycetes; Polyporales; Laetiporaceae. Bases 1 to 549 code for a protein of 182 amino acids.
AUGCAGGAUGCACUGGAGGCAGGUCUCAAUGCCAAUCAUCGGGAUGCUGCAACACCUCUGUCUGCACCAUCGAGUGGACGACUUCAGAAUGACCACCGGGAUGGGCUGAGCAAUGCGACGUGGAUGGCCACCACUCCGCAGACUGUGAAUGAACCGGCGAUGCUCAUGCCCUACAGCCUGGUGCACAACAGCAUCUGCUACACCGUUCUCCCUCUGUCCCCUGAGCCAUCUCCAGCUCAUACUGCCCUCGACCCCAUUCUGCCUGACGCAUCCGCAUUCCAUGACCGUCAUGCUGUGCCACCCUACACAUACCCUGCCAUCACCAGUGCAACCUGCUCCUGGAUGGCCAUUCUUUCCCGGAUCUGGCAGCCAGAUGUCGUUUGGAGCUGCUGGAAGCCGGCCACCUUGGGCAGCUACAGUUCUGUCGCUGCAAUAUGGGAAGCCUGGGCAGAAGGCGAGCGUGUUGCGGGCAUCAGUCGCAAGCCACCUCUGCGUGAACUCGAGCAGCUGUGGGGUGCACAAAAGAACACAACAUUGAGGAGGGGUUAG